This is a messenger RNA of Cladophialophora psammophila CBS 110553, 2619 nucleotides long. RefSeq names its product STE/STE20/PAKA protein kinase. The coding region runs from base 1 to 2619 and encodes 872 amino acids. Gene Ontology annotation, cellular component: cytoplasm. Gene Ontology annotation, molecular function: protein serine/threonine kinase activity; ATP binding. Lineage: Eukaryota; Fungi; Ascomycota; Eurotiomycetes; Chaetothyriales; Herpotrichiellaceae. Gene Ontology annotation, biological process: protein phosphorylation; regulation of MAPK cascade; intracellular signal transduction. The record is from RefSeq and is a predicted model, not a curated record. The transcript is spliced from 4 exons.
AUGGACAACGUCCAUACCACGACAUCUUCCACCUUGGCCACCUUCACCUCUUCCAAGCGACGUCGAAAUACUCUCACCAAGAAUCCUCCCCCCUCUGCCUUCCCCUCCAAGGCCUCUGUACGCAAACAACAGUCGUCUACCACACUUCAACGGGCCCCGUCAGCUCCAUCUCCAUACCCACGCAGUCACCACACUUCACUAUCGUCUCGCGAUUUCCAUCAGAGAACCCAGUCCAGCGCGUUCGCCUCUUCCACAUCCUCGCUUGAGCACAGCAGCGGCGCACCCUCCCCCAUCGUCCCCUCCAUCAACGCCUUCGCAUCGUCCGUCAACGGCUACACAGCACUGCACCACCUCCCCCUCACGCCCCAGAAUCCAGAUGACCGUCACAAGGACUUGAUCGGUGCGCCGUUUGACGCCUCAGGCCUUUUGACUUCUUUUCAAGCCACCGGCAUGAACGAAAACCAGAAUGCGGGUGCUCAGUCACCAUUUCCCCCACCAUUGACCCAGAGCCAUACAAGCCCCGACCUGCGAACUCAUCCACUACGGAACUCACAGACCUUCGGACCUGGAAUGGUCGCAAUGAUGGAAGUCACGCCUCCUAAAUCAGAAAAUGGCACGCUUAGUCCUAAGCGCUUCUCAGGGGACGGCCACACAAAACCGGCCGGGCCUUUUCGCAAGAAGAGCGGCUUCUCCAGCUUCGUCAAUAACAUGUUGGGCUCUCCGAAAACCAUCAAGAUCUCGGCUCCAGAAAAUCCACUCCACAUGAUACACGUCGGCUACGACAACCAGACGGGGCAGUUUACGGGACUACCUGCGGACUGGCAGAGGAUCCUGUCCGACAGUGGCAUCACCAAGACCGAGCAAGACCAGAAUCCGCAGAUGAUGGUCAACAUUGUCGAGACCUACAAGAACAACUUGGGCGGCAAUGAGGAUGGGGUAUGGCAGAAAUUCGACCAUGCCAAACUCUCCGACUCUCCUCAAAGUAGCAACAGCAGCUAUCAGAGCCCGGUGACGCCAGUCAUCGGGUCCAGCGCUGCAUCGUACUCUCCCAUGGCGGGUAUAAUCUCACCCCCGGCUAGUCCUCGGUUUCCUCAGAAUCAUGAGGGCAGCUUUGAGAAUCCUCGCGCGCCGCCGCCGGUACCGAAAGGCCCUCCCGCUAGCGCGAUGGCAGGUAUGAAGCAAAGUCAGUCGCCGAUGCUGAUGAUGCCCAAUCGACCUGCUCCCAAGCCCCCUGUACAGAAUCUGCGAGAAAUGGCACCCUCUCGGCCUGCACCACCGCCUCCCCUGAGCCGAGACCUACCGCUACGGCCAGUGCAGGAGCAGCCGAAACCGCAGCCUCCACCAGCCUCUCUGCCUAACACGCCAUCGAUUCCUCAGGAAGAAGCUCGGAGUCGUUCCGGUUCGAAAGGACCGGCUGCGACACCUCCUCGCACUCAGCCGGCAAUCCAGUCUCCGGCUCAGUAUCAACAGCAGCAAGAACAAGCAAUGCUUCUGGCACAACAAGCCAUCCAGGAUAAACAACUAGAUCGAAGUCGAAGUCAGCGUCAAGUGGCGCAAGGUGCCCCCGAGGUUCCACCAAAGAUCUUGCCUCAACACAUCAGCCCCAACAUUCCACAGGCGCAAUUUGCUGCUGUGGCAGCUUCGCCAGCCAUUGAAGGUACUCCGCAGGUAGCUGCGGUGCCUCGGCCGCGACAGAAGCGACAGCAAAGCAACAUCGUGGAUGUCACAGCGAGGUUACGAGCAAUAUGCACUCCCGGUGACCCCACUACAAAGUACAGCAAUCUUAACAAAAUUGGACAAGGUGCCUCUGGUGGUGUCUAUACAGCCUUCGAAAAUGGCACAAAGAGAUGUGUCGCCAUCAAGCAGAUGAACCUAGAACAACAACCAAAGAAAGACCUGAUUAUCAAUGAGAUUAUUGUGAUGAAGGACAGCAAGCAUAAGAACAUUGUCAACUUUAUCGACAGCUAUCUGCACGAGGGAGACUUGUGGGUUGUCAUGGAAUACAUGCAAGGCGGCAGCCUGACCGAUGUGGUGACAUUCAAUGUCAUGAGCGAAGGUCAAAUUGCUGCAGUGUGUAGAGAGACGCUCUACGGCUUACAACACCUGCAUUCUAAAAAUGUGAUUCAUCGAGACAUCAAGUCUGAUAACAUCCUCCUUUCGGAACGAGGUGACAUCAAGCUCACAGAUUUUGGCUUCUGUGCCCAAAUCAAUGAUGCUCACAACAAACGCACAACAAUGGUAGGAACCCCGUAUUGGAUGGCUCCAGAGGUUGUGACCAGAAAAGAAUACGGUCGAAAAGUCGACAUCUGGAGUUUGGGCAUCAUGGCGAUCGAGAUGAUCGAGGGAGAACCACCAUAUCUGACCGAGUCACCGCUGCGGGCCUUGUACUUGAUCGCUAAGUACGGUACACCACGUAUCAAGGACGAGCAAAACCUGUCGCCGGUCUUCCGAGAUUUUCUUUAUUUCGCCUUGAAAGUUGAACCCGAGAAGCGAGCAAGUGCUCACGACCUGCUACAUCAUCCAUUCAUGCAUAAUUGUGCCCCGCUCUCCAGCCUAGCUCCUCUCGUUCAAUCUGCGAAAGAAAGCAGAGCCGCAGAGAAGGCCAAUAGAGGCACUUAA